Molecule: messenger RNA, 1222 nt
Organism: Actinia tenebrosa (Australian red waratah sea anemone)
Lineage: Eukaryota; Metazoa; Cnidaria; Anthozoa; Actiniaria; Actiniidae
Source: RefSeq, a predicted model, not a curated record
GAGGAAGGAGGAUGUCGAUUCCCGCGCUCUUCAAAUUUAGUGUUUUGGUUUUCUAAAUUUGAUAUUUUCUUUAGCUUUUUUUUGUUUAAUUACUUUUCUGAUGGAUCAAGAAUCUAUAAACACAUUUUCUAAGUUACUUGAUGAGAAAUUAAGCCCAAUAAUUAGCGACCUUUGCGAACUUAAAGCGAAAGUCUCAAAGUUAGAAGAAUUUGAACGAUCACUUGAUUUUCUAAGCAAGAAAUAYGAUGAGUUUGAUACCAAAAUGAAGAAGAUYGAGCUUGAAAAUCAUCAAAUCAAGAUGGAAAAUACUUGUUUAUCCACUCAACUUCAUCGUCUAUCAAACGAACUAAGUCAAAUUAAGGAGGAAUGCAAUAAUCUUGGUCAGUACUCAAGACGGGACUGCCUGGAAAUUCGAGGGAUUCCUGUCAGUGACGAUGAAGACACUAGCGAAAUUGUCYGUAAAAUUGGUGAUCUUGUGGAUGUUAAUAUUGAAGUAGAUGAUAUUUCUGUGAGCCACCGUUUAGCUGGACAGAAAAACAAGAACUAUGAUCCUGCAAUCAUAGUUAAAUUCGUACGACGCGAACUUCGUGAUGAAUUAUACCAAGCUAGAAAAUAUCUACGUGACAAGUCAACCCGAGAUAUUGGUCUUGUAAGGUUUCCAACACAGAAAAUAUACCUUGCAGAGAGCCUGACGCGUCAUAACCAAAUGCUAUUCAACCGAUGUCUCAAGGCAAGAAGAGAACUAAAGUAUAAAUAUAUAUGGACUAAUAAUGGUAGAAUAUCGCUGAGGAAGGAUGGAUCUAGUCCUGUGGUCACGAUCUCCAAUGAUCUAGACAUUGAUAACUUAUACGAAUGAAGCUAAGUAAUCUUAGAUGUUCAACUUUCUAUGUGUCAUUCAACUGAUUUAUUACAACACUUGAGUUCAAUUAAUGAUAUAUAUGAUUUGAAUAAUUUAGAUCCUGACUCUCACCUUCCAACUCAAYCUAAUUUUAAGUAUUAUUCUACCCAAGAUUUUUCAGAAAACCUCGAAAUUGAAAGUAGCAUUUCUGGUAAAUGUUUUUGGGUUUUGCACUCCAACAUCAGAAGUCUAAAUGCCAACAUUGACAAUUUUAUACAUAUGCUUUCGGAACUAAAUCAUAAUUUUUCUGUUAUUGGUCUUACUGAAACCAGACUUAAAAGCACACCUGGAAUUCCAUUUAAUAACUUUAUUAAUGGUUAUAAA